Molecule: messenger RNA, 1357 nt
Organism: Parasteatoda tepidariorum (common house spider)
Lineage: Eukaryota; Metazoa; Arthropoda; Arachnida; Araneae; Theridiidae
Source: RefSeq, a predicted model, not a curated record
AUAUUCUCUUAAUAUAAAAAGAAACAGAAAUAUAUCUGUUUUCUGCUUUAAUUUUUAACAUGGAUCCCCGGUUGGUAUCGUGUUUUGUUCUUUUAUUGACUGCGAUCGUCUGCCAGGCCAAGAUUAUACGCAAUUCGAAAUCAGACAGGAAUGUAUUUCGAAGAUUUGCAGAAGAGGCUCGAGAAGAUGACGAUCCACAAUGCAUUGUAGCAGAAGAACAGCACCCGGAGUUCAGAUAUUUCACUCCUAAAAAACUGGAUGGCACUAUCAUAAGCAAUAGACACUUUACGGACUUUGAGGCUGUAAUCAAGAGCACCAUAAAUUUGGAAGUUCAAACUGUUUUCAUAUUGCACGGCUAUCUAGGUGGAAAUGCUCAAUGGCCUAUUGAUAUAAAGAAUGCGUUGAUUGAGAAGGAGAAAUGUAACGUCUUUAUAGUAGACUGGUCGGGAUUGGAUGGAAAAUGGUAUGGUACAGCCAUGGACAACAUGCGUAGAGUGGGUGAAGAGGUCGGCGUAUUUAUAAAAAGGCUAAAGGGCUUGAUUUCUGGCUUCGAUCCAAAAAAGGUACACAUAGUCGGACACAGUUUAGGUGCCCAUGCCUCAGGUUAUGCUGGAAAAUGGGUCAAAGAUCAAGGAUUCAAAGUUGGGCGAAUAACAGGUUUGGAUCCAGCCGGUCCAGAUUUCAAUGAACUGACCGCCUGUCAGAGAUUGGAUCGAAGUGAUGCUGACUUCGUAGAUGUCAUCCACACCAACUGGGCUGGAAAAUUUUGGGGAUCUGUGUCAGGUUUUGGACUUGAGCAACAAGUGGGCCAUUUCGACUUUUAUCCGAACGGUGGCGAGGAUCAACCUGGAUGCAAAACUGCAGGACAAGCAGAAUUAGAUAUUGCACUUGAUCUCUAUUCAUAUCUCGUUCCUGCAGAAGUGCUUAGGAAAAUUUUUGCGGGAGGAUUUGAUGAGACUAAAGCAAAACUUAUGAGCCUGGCCUGCAGCCACAGUCGAGCACACGAGUACUUCUAUUGGAGCAUCAAGGACAAAGACAACGGCUGUCGUUUCUCCGCAGACGAAUGUUCAUCGUGGGAAAAGUACAACAAAGGGGAGUGCGCAACACCAUCAGAAAAACUCCCAAAAAUGCAGAUGGGCUAUUACUCCUACAAAUACAAACAACACAUACAGCAACAGCGCCAAUGGAAGUUCUAUUUGCGGUCCACAUCAUCGGCUCCUUACUGUGAGAAAUGAAACUAUUUCGCCAAAUGAUCUCUUUUUACAAACAGAUUAAAAUGGAUACUAAUAUGGAUUGCUAAAUACAAUUCUCUUUUGUAUUUUUCGUCGUAAUAAAGAGUUUCUCACCAAUGUUAUUC